AUGGCGAGAAGCGCAGCUCCUGUCCCUGCUGCGACCACGUCCAGCAGAGUCAGGAACAAAAAGCUUUCAUACAGACAGAAGCUAUGCGUUCAACGUGGCUCGCAUCUGCUCAACGCCGCCACCUCGGUGGUGGCGGGGCCGGAGCCCGAGUUCGAAGGGCAGGAGCACGCUCAGGACUCUAAUCUCGGUGUCGACGCCAACGAGAUCUCGGAGCACCAUCUGCAAGCGGCUCUGUCCUCCAACCAGCUCGCGACCUCCGAAGGAAACGCCUCAGCAGAGGCGACCAAAGCAGCCUACAGCAUUCCUGUUCCCGACGCUCAAGGCACGCUGUCCGAUGCAGAGUUCUCGCAACUGUAUCCGUCGGGUGUUUACUCGGAUCCGGUCACCUACAUACGCUGGUCCGACACGGUCGAAGAUGCCAUCCAUGGCCCCAGCUACAACAUGGACGAAGACGACCAGGAUUGGCUCGAGACCCGCAACGAAAAAGCGCAGGAGGCGUUGACGACAACGAUUCGUAACGCCAAGACGGGGCCGCUAGCUGGAGGCUCGGGCAAGGGCAAGACAAAGGAGAAGCUGCGCGAAGAGGCGAUCGAGAAGCUCGUGGCUGACAACCAGGGCAGCUACCGCCUGCUCUCGGAGGAUCAGUUCGAGAUGAUCAUGACCGUUUUUGAGCAGGUCACCUCCGAACAGGUGCCUUACCUCCAUCUCGACGUGACCAAGAUUCCAACUUGCGAAGAACUUCUCACCUACUUUGAGCCUUCGUCCACCAUCUCUGCCCUUGCGCUACCCGACUUGCCACCGCUGAGCUGGGAAAAGACCGUCGGCUCCAGCGUUGCAUCGUCUUCGCAAGCUCGCACCGCCAGCCGUUCCCCCUCUAGCCCGUCGGCUUCGGCAACGGAAUGGUCGUCACGAAACCCGUACAAGAACCUGGCCGAUCUCAAAGCGCUCGCGAGCGUCGUCUAUCCUCACUGGAAGAGCCGACGCGAGGACCGGGAAGGACGUACGGUGACUCCGCAGCUCAAUUUUGACGAGACCAACGACAGUGACCCGUACGUUUGCUUCCGUCGACGUGAGGUCAAGCAGAUUCGCAAGACUCGAAAGACCGACGCGCUGCACAUCGAGAAGAUGAUCCGACUUCGCGCCGAGCUCGAGCACGCGGUUGCGCUGACCGAGCUUGUGGCGCAGCGAGAGAAGACCAAACGCGCCUCCUUGCGGCAGAGCCGCGAGUGUUGGGAGAAUGUCAAGGAUCUCAUGGAUAUCAAACGCCAGUGGGGCAUCGUUGGCCCACAACAGGGACUGGAGGACGAAGAGCUCAUCUCUGGAGAACGCAGAGAUCCGACACAGGCGUCGUCAGGGCCCGCAAAGAAGAAGCGCAAAGCCGACGAAGCUGCCGCGACGAUCAAGCUGGCCGGACGCAAGUCCCGCAGCGGCGAUGCCGACGGCGCCUCUGCAGGUGCUACCGCCGCAUCAGCCGGCGGCGUCUCGGGGAUGGGGUCCGCCAUCCUGGAGCGUGUCCAUGCCGUUCAAGCCUACAUCGAGCGCGAGUGUCUGCGCAAAACCGAUUCGGAUCUAGGUUGGGAGGAGGGCAGCGAUGCCGCCUUCCAGCCAAUACCGGCGCCAGCGCCGAUGCGAGCGUUCCGGCCCAUCCACGCCGAGUCGUCGGACGAUCCGUUCCCCUUCUCGCCUCUGGCGACAAGAGCGGGACGUCCGCCUUCGUUCCGCAGACGUGUCGGCCGUGGUGGCCGCGUCUUUCUGGAUCGUCGCCUACCAAUUCCCAGUCCUGUUCCGACCAGCCUCAACGACUGGCCACGAUAUGGCCGCCCCAGAUCAGAGCUGCCAGGUAUCGAGGCGCGCGAGGUGCGGACAACGCCAGCAGCCGACGCUCAGCCAACCUCGUCUUCCACGGCACUUUCCGAUUUGGGUGUUUCAAGCUCUCCUCCCUCCAGCAAGGAGGCGCUCAAAGGCCCCUUUGCAUUCUCCCCCGACCUUCGCCCACAACUGCUCGCUUCGACAGCGCAUCCUGCUGUGCAGUCGCUCCUCAACCAAGGCAACGACGCAUUCGGUGGGCCAUUCGCGCGGACAGGUCCGUUUGCCUCGACCUCUUCCGCCAAUGCACACGACGAAGUUCCGGGCUCGCAGCAUUCGGACGCAUCGAGCACGUCAUCAGACUCGAGCGACCGCUCACGUCUCAGUGGCACUUCUGUCGGCGUUGUCAGCACCCAAGCGACCGAGGUCGGUGACAUUGACAUGCUAGGAUUGGACGAGGCUCACGACAAGCGCGGAGACUCUUCGGACAGUGACGACUCGGAGGGCACAACCGAUCCCGUGCGUGAGCUUCUGCGUUGGACACGGUUGGAAGAGCAGUGGCGAUACGAUGACGAGUCUGGCCGCUUUGCUGGACUUGGUCUGACCGCUCUAGGUGGCAUGGAAGACGACGACGAAGCUGUGUUGGAUGAUUUCGACCAGAAGUUCAUGCGUUACAGGAUGACCCUGCUCGAGGAAGCCGACUUGCUCAAGCUGUCGACCGACCUCACCAACCUGCAACAGGCACAAGCGGCCGCCGAAGCGCCGGCUCCGAAGCCAGCCGGCUAUGUCGAUCAGCCCGCCGCAAACUCUUCGUCGACCGCCGUCGCAAACGCCGUCGCCGCAUCCGCGAAGAUCUCGGCUGCGCCCGCUGCAGCAGCUGCCACUGCGACUUUGCCUGGCAUUCCAAAUGCCGCCACACUGCCCAUGCCGUCGGCGGCACGUACCGCCGCAGCCACAGGCGGAGGUGGCUCGCAAAGCGCACUGCAGGCUCAGCAAUUGCAAGCGCAACAGCAGCAGCUGCAGAUGGCCAUCUUGCAGCAGCAACAGCAACAGCAGGCCGCUGCUGCACAGGCUCAGGCGCAAGCACAAGCGCAAGCGGCGGCGCAGGCACAAGCCCAGCAAGCCGCACUCUUGCAGCAGCAACAACAAAAACAGCAACAGCAACAACAGCAGCAUCAUCAACAACAGCAGCAAAUGCAACAGCAGACCCAAGCCAUGUCGCCUCCUCAGGUGUCGCAACAGCCUCAGCAGGCGCAGCAGGCUGGCGCGCAGCGACAAUUGCCGCAGCCUUUCGGCAGCCAGAUCAUGUCUCUGUCGCAGAACAACAACCAGCAGGCACAGCUGGCAGCCUUCGCUGCGGCGCAGCAGCAACUGCAGGCUGCGCAACAAGCUGCAGUUCAACAGCAGCAGCAGCAGCAGCAGCAGCAACAACGUCUGAGCGGCGUGCCGCAACAGCAGCCCCAGCAGCAGCAGAUCGGACUGCCCGUGCAGAUGCAAAUGCAGAUGCCCAUCCAAAUGCAAAUGCAAUUGCAGAUGCAGAUGGCGGCCGCUGCCGCGCAAGGUCAGACCCCGCUAUUUGGCCAAUCCAUGCCGUUUGAUGCCACUUCGAUUCAAGCACAGAUGCAACAGGCGCAGCAGCAGUUGGCGAGGUCGAUGCCGCAGCAAAACAUGCCGCACUCUUCGCCCAUGCAAGCGGCUGCCUUCACCGUUCCCAAUGGCGCUGCGCCGUUCGGGAUGAAUCUCAGCCUCAACAUGAACGGCAACGCCGGCAGUCCUCCGAUGCAGCACGCAGGGAUAAGCUCACAGCCUCAACAGCAAAUGGCCAGGACCUCGGCAUCUCCUGUUUCGACAGCGGCCAACGGACAGAAUGGUCGAACCAAUCCUUCGCCCGUGAUGCAAGCAGGUCUAGUCAUGCCUCAGCAGCAGAUGCAACAGCAGCAGCAAAAUGGAGCCUUGAACGUCAAUUUGAGCCUGGCAGCAGCGCAGAUGAAGAAUGGCACUGCGACUCUGCAGCAGUUUCAAGCGCUGCAGCAACAGGCUCAGAUGAUGCAAGGGCAGCAGGGCAACACGUCCGCAGCUCAGCUGAUGGCCAUGAAGGCUGCUCUGGCUCAGAAUGCCAAUCUGAAUUUGCGACUCCCUCCGAACCGGGCGCUGCAGAUUGCCCAGCAGGCUGCGCAGGCCGCCUUUGGCGCCCAGCAGCAGCAGAUGCAACAGCAACAACAGGUGCAGAUGAACGGCAGCGCCUCGAACCAAGGAUCGCCCGCCAUGUCGCGCGCAUCGACGGCCGGAUCACCACGCUUCGCUGCGAAUGGCAUCGCGGGCGCUAUGGCCGGCAGUUCGCCCGUGCAGAACGGCACCUCGGCCACCACGAACGCGACCAACUCGCCUUCGCCGCAGAUCUCUGCUGCGAAUCGAGCUGCCAUCGCUGCUGCCACGAAUGCCGCCAACGCCAAGAUGAUGGCAGCCCAGUCGCCGGUCUCGUACCAUGCGUCGCCGGUUCAGGCCAACAUGAAUCUGCAUGCGGUCCAGCAACAGCAGCUGAAGAACGCCGCUGCCGCUGCCGCCGCUGCUGCCGGUACUGCCGGAUCACCGCACCUCGCCACUAGAGCCUCGCCACAAACACAGCAAGGCUGA
This is a messenger RNA of Pseudozyma hubeiensis SY62, 4440 nucleotides long. Its product is annotated as polycomb enhancer protein. Gene Ontology annotation, cellular component: piccolo histone acetyltransferase complex. The coding region runs from base 1 to 4440 and encodes 1479 amino acids. The record is from RefSeq and is a predicted model, not a curated record. The transcript is spliced from 2 exons. Gene Ontology annotation, biological process: regulation of transcription by RNA polymerase II. Lineage: Eukaryota; Fungi; Basidiomycota; Ustilaginomycetes; Ustilaginales; Ustilaginaceae.